AAAAAAAAUCCUUUAAUGAUCUCCAGUUAUCAUGUCCGUUAUUUUUUUGGUCAUGAGCUACGUUUCCUUUAUUGAUCCUUUAAAGCAAACCAAUUAGAACUCUUUUCUUGUCCCUUCCCAAGAGUCUAUUGGUUGAGGGGUAUUCUCAUUUUCUCCAGGGCCCCGCCUCCAUGUGUCAGGCUCUGCGUUGGUACAGCACCGUUGAUGCGCUGAAGUAAAAUACUGCAAUCUAACUUUCUACUUCAGGCUUGGAUGGACUUUCCUCAAAGGAAAAAAACAAACAAACAAACAAAGGCAACAACGAAUCAGUGAGCAGAACCCGUGCAAGGCGAUUCCAAACUACCAUCUUUUGAGCAUUUCCCCCCACUCUCCCCCAAGCUCUUCUUUUUCUACAGUAGCUAUGAAGUGCAGUUAUGGCAAGGAGUAGCAAGUCAGCAGCGAGGACCCUGGAGGAUUUGACGCUAGAUUCUGGUUAUGGUGGAGCCGCUGACUCCUUCAGAUCGUCCAGUGCGUCGCUGUGCUGCUCAGAGGCACAUGGGGGGAAUUACUGGCAUUUAACCGACUCAAUGCACAGUCGACACAACAGUCUGGACACUGUUAACACGGUCCUGGUUGAGGACGCCGAGAUCCUGGAGUGCAGCGGGCAGUGCGCUAAACUACCCGAGCUUGAGGAUGUGCCAUGGAGCCUCGGGGAAGUUGCAAGCGCGCUGUGCAAGGACGAGGAGAUGAGUCUUCCGACGCCCCCUCAGGACGUCCUGCUUAGGCUCUCGGUGCUGGUCAGCCGCGUCCUGGUCAGGGUCGCCAAGGAGGCGCAGCGCCUGAGCUUGCGCUACGCUAAAUGCACUAAAUACGAGGUACAAAGUGCCAUAAAGAUCAUCCUGUCAUGGAGCGUCUCGAUGAGCUGUAUCGGCGCGGCCGUCAGUGCCUUGUCCAUGUACAACAUGAGCACGGACGAGGACAAGUUCAGCCGAGGCAAGUCGGCACGCUGCGGGCUCAUCUUCAACGUGGGGAAGUUCUUCAGGUGGAUGGUGGACAGCAGGGUCGCGGUCAGGAUCCACGAGCAUGCGGCCAUCUACCUGGCCGCUUGCAUGGAGAGCCUCUUCCGCGAGGUGUACGCGCGGGUGCUGCGCAGCGCCCUGCUGGAGCGCGACAACGGGAUCCCCAAGUUCACGGUGGAGGUCCUGGAGCAGGCCGUCAACGGCGACGCAGAGGUGUGGGGGUCGGUGCAGCCCUGGCAACACCUGAUCUGCGGGAAGAAUGCGAGUGGUGAGUUAUGAGGGCUGGAAGUCGGUGCAACAGGGUGUUUCUACUCUUCAGCAAUCUGUAAAAAAUAGCUUAUAGUUAAAUAGCUUCACUUGGUGACUAACAAGUGAAUAAAGAGAAACUCGCAAAUUAACAAGUCCUUUCUCCGAGUGCAGGAGAAGUUUGAGCCUUUUCGUCGUCACUAUACUUGAUGACGUUUAAUUUUAAUGCAUUCAG
This is a messenger RNA of Xiphophorus hellerii (green swordtail), 1479 nucleotides long. Its product is annotated as ankyrin repeat and BTB/POZ domain-containing protein BTBD11-A-like. The record is from RefSeq and is a predicted model, not a curated record. Lineage: Eukaryota; Metazoa; Chordata; Actinopteri; Cyprinodontiformes; Poeciliidae. The coding region runs from base 414 to 1277 and encodes 287 amino acids. Gene Ontology annotation, molecular function: protein heterodimerization activity. The transcript has a single exon.